AUGGGUGAUAAUUUAGAAAGGCUAUUUUCAAAGAAAGAAAAAUUUUUUAAAGAAAUAGUGGAAUCGAAUUGUAUUUAUAUCAAAGAGUUAAAUCAGUGGGUUGGUACUAACUAUGUAACGAAGCUAAAAUUAAAGAAAGACACUUUCAAAAUAACCCCAAAAUUACUAAUAAAUAGAACCCGUUCAAGGGCAAGUAGAUGUAGAGUUUGCGGAUUAAUAAUUGAAAAAAAUAGUUUAAGAAUAGGAUACCCAACAAAGGAUCCAAGAGGAAAUUUUGGAUAUAUAAGUUGUUGGGUUCAUAUAAAUUGCAGUAAAAAGAUUUUAUAUAUUAUUUUGUAUAAUGAAGAAAAUAAUAAAUUUUUACAAGCAUAUUUAAGUAAUUUAGAAAAUAAUAUAGUUGUUAGUAAUUUUAAUGAAUAUGAAUUAUAUAUAUAUAAUAAUUUAAAAUGGGAAAUUUUUUUUGGUGGAUUUGAAGAACUGAAUGAUGAAGAAUCACAGAUGUUAAAAAAUAUUGUUAAACCAUAUGAAUUAAAAAAUGCUAAUGUAAAAAAUAGCAUUGAAGCUUUAAUAAAUGAAGAAAAAGAAAAUUUAAAUUCAAGUAAAUAUAUGAAAUUAGAAAACAGAGUUAUCGAAAAUAAACUAAAAAUUCCAAAAGAAUUAAAGUUUGAUUUACUAGAAUAUCAAAAAGAAGGUAUUUCUUGGAUGAUCAACCAAGAAAAUUCAAAUAUUAAAGGAGGAAUUCUUGCCGAUGAAAUGGGUAUGGGAAAAACAAUCCAAGCAAUUACAUUAAUUUUAUGCCAAAAAAUAAAUCAAUUAGAAAAUAAAGAGAAUAUAACAUUAGAAAAUGACAUAAUAGAAAUAUAUGAUGAAUCAGAUAAGGAAUUUAAAAUGAAGGAAGAAGAAAGUGAUGUUAUAAAAAUAGGAAAUAUAAUAAAGAAGGAAAUUAAAGUAGAAAAUGAGAUAGAAAAUGGUGCAUUAGAAAUGGUUAAUGAAAUGAAAAUGAAAUAUGAAAUAAAAAAUGAUAUAGAUAAUGAUCCCAACAUUAGAAUAAAAAAUGAUAUAGAUAAUGAUCCCAAUAUUAGAAUAAAGAAUGAUAUAGAUAAUGAUCCCAAUAUUAGAAUAAAAAAUGAUAUAGAUAAUGAUCCCAAUAUUAGAAUAAAGAAUGAUAUAGAUAAUGAUACCAAUAUUAGAAUAAAAAAUGAAAAUGAAUCUAUGAAUAAAUUACAAGGGAAUACUUUAAUAAUAGCACCUAUUGCAGCUGUAAUGCAAUGGAAGUCAGAAAUUGAAAAAUUUAUAGAAGGUAAUAUUUUGAAAGUUUAUGUAUUUCAUGGUAAUUCUAAAAAAAUAUCUUAUGAUGAAUUGUUAAAAUAUGAUAUUGUUAUUACAUCUUAUGCAAUGGUAGAAGUACACUUUAGGAAAAUUAUUAAUAAAUAUAAAAUAUCUUGUGAAUAUUGUGGUAGAUUAUUUUUACCAAGAACUUUAAUUUUACACAAAAAAUAUUUUUGUGGUCCAAGUGCCAUCAGAACUGAAAAAUUAAAAAAAAGAAAAAAAAAAAAUAAAGAUACUGCACUUGUUGCAAUGAAAAAAUUCGAUGAUACAUUUGUUCCUACUCCAAGAAAUGUCCUAUUAGAAAUUAUGAAAGAAUCUAAAAAUGAAAAUAAUAAUAUUAAAAAUACUCAAAAGUUAAAAAAUGAUUCAAACAAUAAAGAGAUAACAAUAGAAGAAAAGGAAGUUAUUGUAUUAAGCUCAGAAAGUUUAAACAGUGAAUAUUCAUCUUCAAAUAAUUCAAUUUAUUCUCCCUUAUCUAGAAAGACAUCUAGUAGAAUAAUUGAUUUGUGUAAUUUAGGUUUUGAUAAAGAAAUGAUUGAUAAAAAUGUGCAAAAUAUAUAUAAAAAUAAAGAUAAAAAAAAAAAUAAAAUAAAAUGGAAUAUAGUUAUAAAAAAUAUAUUAGAGAAUGAUUCAUAUAAUAUAGACAUGAAUGAAAAAUGCAAGAAUAUUUUAUUGCAAAUAUAUUUAAGCAAUAACACAAUUGAAAAUAGGGAUCUUAAAAAAUUAAAUAUGGGAGAACUUAAGGUUCUUUUAAUAACCAUGGGAAAACAUAUUUUUGGUACAAAAGUAGAAUUAAUAAAUAGAAUAUUAGUUUCAGCAAAAUAUAUAAGACAAGAAUUGAAUCAAUUGAAAAAUGAAGAAAAUGAAAAAAUAAAAAAGAGAGAAGGUGAUAAUGAGGAAAACAAGGAUUAUAACAUAAACAAAAAGGAGUUAGAGGAAAGUGUAAACGAUGUUAUAGUUACAGAUUUGAAAUACAAAGAGGAAAGUGAAGAAGAAGAAAAUUGUAUCGAUGAUAGAAUUAAAGAAAAAAUUAAUAAAAAUAAAAUAUUGAAAGGAAAAAAAAGUUAUGGAAAAAGUAAAACUUUGGAUUCUACAUAUACACUGCAAAAUGACAAAAAAUCUAACAAAAAAUUAAAAAAAAGAAAUUUAUCUAAUUCAACUGAGAUAUUAAAAAAAAAAAAGAAAAAAAAAAAUAAAAAUGAUGAUAGUGAUGAGUCAUUUAAGAUAGAGAGUUUAAAAAAAGAAAAGUAUGAAGAAAGUUUUAGUGAUAGUUCAAAUAUUAAAGAAAAUGAUAAAAGCACUAGUGAUUCUUUUGAUUCCUAUGAUUCUAUUAUUGUUAAAAAAUCAAAAUUAAGAAAAUCAAAAUUAAAGAAUUAUGAAACAGUUCUUUUUGAUGAAAGUGCAUUACAUCAAAUACAAUGGAAGAGAAUAAUAUUAGAUGAAGCUCACAGGAUAAAAAACAGGACUACUUCAACAACACAAUCAAUUUUAAAUUUAAAUUGUUCAGGAUAUAGAUGGUGUUUGACAGGAACCCCGUUGCAAAAUAGAAUUGGAGAAUUAUAUAGUUUAAUAAGAUUCCUAGAAUUUUAUCCAUAUGCUUAUUAUUUUUGUUCAAAAAAAGACUGUAAAUGUUUACUUUUAAAUUAUGAAAUGAAGGAUAACAAAUAUUGCUAUCUUUGCAAACAUUCCAAAAUAAAUCAUUUUAACUAUUUUAAUAAAAGAAUUUUAAAACCAAUACAAUCAUUUGGAUAUAACGGAGAAGGUGUUACUAGUAUGUUUUAUUUAAAAAGUGAAGUUUUAGAUAAAAUAUUACUAAGGAGAACUAAAGGAGAAAGAAAAAAUGACAUAAAAUUAAAACCGUUAAUUAUUACUAUAAGGAAAGACAAAUUAACCAAUGAAGAGAAGGAUUUUUAUGAAUCUUUAUAUAAACAAACUUCUACACAAUUUGAUAAAUAUGUUAAAUCAAACACUGUUCUGCAUAAUUAUGCUCAUAUUUUUGAUCUACUGAGUAGAUUAAGGCAAGCAGCUGAUCAUCCAUAUUUAAUUCUUUUUGGAAACUCUUUUUUAAGUGAUCCAUCAGGAAAAUUUAUAAAAAAAAAUUCCACAAUCAUCCCAGCUAUAUCAAAUGAUUAUGUGUGUGGAAUAUGCCUAGAAAAUGUAUCAAAAAAAAAUAAUAUUAAUACAAAAUGUAAUCAUAAUUUUCAUAAGGCAUGUUUAAAGCAAUAUAUAGAGAGUUUUGAAUUAGAAAAUAAUUCAAAUAGUGAUCUAAAUGGAAGCAAAGAUUCAAAUUUUGUAAAAUCAAAAACAUCUGAAUGUAUAAGUACUAAUACAAUUGCAAUGUGUAACAAAGAUGUUGUAUAUAAUAAUGAAAUGGAAAAAUUAAACAAAAAAUCAAAAUCCAUUUCUGUAGUAAAGUUUAAAAAUAAAGAUAAAUCGGAAUUUGUCAAUUUAUUAAAUAAUGAAGAAAAUUCAAAAGAUUAUCCUUUAGGUUGUCCAGUUUGUUACGUUCCAUUAACUGUUGAUUUUAAUCUUUUUUAUGAGUUAGAGGAUAAUGAUGAAGAAGAAAUUAUCGUAUGUAAAGAAGAAACUACAUAUAUUAAUAAAAGCUUUAUAAAUAGAAUUAAUACUCAAGAGUUUCAGACAAGCACUAAAAUUGAAGCUAUAUUUGAGGAAGUUGAUAAAGUCAUUAAAAAUACUGACGAUAAAUGUUUAAUAUUUUCCCAAUAUUGCUCUAUGUUAGAUUUAAUUGAAUAUCACUUAAAAAAAAACAAUAUUAUAUGUUCGAAAUUACUAGGAUAUAUGUCUAUGGUAUCAAGAAAUAAUAUAUUGUAUAAUUUCAAUCAAGACAAACAACUAAGAGUUCUUCUUAUAAGUUUGAAAGCAGGUGGAGAAGGUUUAAAUUUGCAAGUAGCAAAUAGAAUUUUUAUCGUUGACCCUUGGUGGAACCCAGCAGCUGAACUACAAGCUAUUCAAAGAGCUCAUCGUAUAGGUCAAACGAAAACAGUUUAUGCAAUUCGUUUCAUUAUAGAAAAUACUGUUGAAGAAAAAAUUAUUCAAUUACAAAAAAAAAAGCAGUUAGUAUUUGAUUGUACUAUAGGAGACUCUAACAAUGCUAUGCAGAAGUUAACAAAAGAAGAUUUAGCUUUCCUAUUUCAUGCAUAA
This is a messenger RNA of Plasmodium gallinaceum, 4491 nucleotides long. Its product is annotated as DNA repair protein rhp16, putative. NCBI's taxonomy places the organism in Eukaryota, Apicomplexa, Aconoidasida, Haemosporida, Plasmodiidae. Bases 1 to 4491 code for a protein of 1496 amino acids. The record is from RefSeq and is a predicted model, not a curated record. Gene Ontology annotation, molecular function: DNA binding; zinc ion binding; ATP-dependent chromatin remodeler activity. The transcript is spliced from 2 exons.